This is a messenger RNA of Astyanax mexicanus (Mexican tetra), 1501 nucleotides long. It is a transcript of the gene mettl2a, whose product is annotated as methyltransferase 2A, methylcytidine. The transcript has 9 exons. Gene Ontology annotation, molecular function: tRNA (cytidine-N3)-methyltransferase activity. The record is from RefSeq and is a predicted model, not a curated record. Lineage: Eukaryota; Metazoa; Chordata; Actinopteri; Characiformes; Acestrorhamphidae. Bases 67 to 1200 code for a protein of 377 amino acids.
GGGGAGAUAGGGAGCCCACAGCUGUUCACGCUGUAAACACCACAGAAACAGGAGCGGAGAGGCGGCAUGGCGGCGCCCGCGGCUGCUGGUGUGCCGGUGGCUGAACUGAGCAGGACCGAGUCCGUUAACGGAGCGAACCGGAGACCUGAGGACGGGCAGGACCAGACCCCGGCGGACGGACAGAAGCGACCGCAGUUCGGGACCCGGUUUCUCACAGACCCGCGGCAGGUCUUCCAGCACAACGCGUGGGAUAAUGUGGAAUGGUCAAAGGAGCAGGAGGAAGCCGCACAGAAGAAAGUGCAGGAGAACAGCCAGCCUCUCCCAGCAGAGAAACAAGAGGAGUUUGACAGUAAUGCCAAUGAGUACUGGAAUUCCUUCUACACUAUCCACGAGAACCGCUUCUUUAAAGACCGCCACUGGCUCUUCACUGAGUUCCCUGAACUCGCCCCACAGCAGAAACAUCCCCAGAGCUCCACAGAAGAAGCCCCUUCAACUGAACCCAGUAAAGACACAUCAACUGUUUUAUUAAAUGGUGAAGAAACUCCUGCUCCUUACAUAGAAGAAACUGGCUUUCCUGGAGCCUCAGCUUCUUAUCGCAUUAUGGAGGUAGGCUGUGGAGUGGGCAAUACAGUCUUUCCAAUCCUCAAGACUAACAAUGAUCCGGGUCUUUUUGUCUACUGCUGUGAUUUUUCUAGUACAGCUGUUGACCUAGUCAAGUCUAAUCAGGAGUAUGACCCGUCACGCUGUCAUGCUUUUGUCCAUGAUCUGAGUGAUGUCACAGCGGAGUAUCCAAUGCCAGAGGGGAGCCUUGAUGUGAUUGUGCUCAUAUUUGUCCUCUCUGCUCUACAUCCUGACAAGAUGCAGAACUCCAUCAAUAAACUGGCCCGACUGCUGAAACCAGGAGGGGUUCUCUUACUGCGGGACUACGGACGCUACGACAUGGCCCAGCUUCGAUUUAAAAAAGGAAGGUGCUUAUCUGAAAAUUUCUAUGUCAGAGGAGAUGGGACACGAGUGUAUUUUUUCACUCAAGAGGAGCUGCAUGAUCUGUUUAUUGGAGCAGGCUUGGAAAAGGUGCAGAAUAUGGUGGACCGGCGGCUUCAGGUGAACAGAGGGAAGCAGUUGACCAUGUACAGAGUAUGGGUGCAGUGCAAAUACCGCAAGAACCAAACGCCUUCACAAGAACCAGCAGCUCAGGACUGAGGAACCAAGAAAAGAACUGAGAAACCAGCAGAACACUGGACAGUGGAAACUCAAAGCAUGAGGCGUGAACCGCAUCUCUGGGUACUGUAAAAAACAGAACCCUGAAAAAUUACAGAAUGGUGCUUUGUUCCACACCCUGAAUGUUUUCAGUAAGGAAAAGAAGAAAGGUGGAGGACUUCUUCAUCCUUCUUUACUGCCCACAUUGGAAAAGUUGUGAGGAUUCUUGCUUUUGAAUCAUCUUAAUUAAAUGUUUUUACCUGAAUUUGUAUCUUAAAUAAAAAAAUGGCAUGCUUUUAACAAA